UCCCGCACCCUGAGACUGUACGCAAGCCGAAAGGAAGGAGGCCGGGUACAAGUGAGUGUGAGAGCCACUGUCCAGGAUGAAACAUCCAAGCUCCAUGGAUACAUGAAGGAGAAGGCUCCAACGGAUGACGUACUCAGAGAAUGUCUCAGACAAUGGGGAACAGAAGAUGAGGCGCUGGAAGAGGGACCAUCAUGGGAGGACAAGCCCCUACACGGGUUGUACCACCGGACCAUAACUGAAGUGGCCGAUCUCAAGAAGUCCUAUCGGUGGCUAGAGAGGGCUGGCCUGAAGGACAGCACAGAGGCACUCAUCCUGGCUGCUCAGGAGCAGGCCCUGAGCACCAGAGCCAUUGAGGCCCAGCUAUACCACACCAGACAGGACCCAAGGUGUAGGUUGUGCAAAGAGGCACCUGAGACGAUCCAACACAUAACUGCAGGGUGUAAGAUGCUGGCAGGGAAAGCCUACAUGGAACGCCAUAACCAGGUGGCUGGCAUAGUCUACCGAAACAUCUGUGCGGAGUAUGGACUGGAAACCCCAAGGUCAAAAUGGGAAACACCUCCGAAGGUGGUGGAGAAUGACAGAGCGAAGAUCCUGUGGGACUUCCAGAUCCAGACUGACAAGAUGGUAAUGGCGAACCAACCAGAUAUCGUGAUCAUAGAUAAAGGGCAGAGGAAAGCCGUUGUAGUGGAUGUAGCGGUCCCUAGUGAUGGAAACAUCAGGAAGAAGGAACAUGAGAAACUCGAGAAAUACCAAGGGCUCAGAGAGGAGCUGGAGAGAGCCUGGAAGGUAAAGGUGACAGUCGUGCCUGUGGUGGUCGGAGCACUCGGGGCAGUGACCCCCAAACUAGAUGAGUGGUUGCAACAGAUCCCGGGAACAACAUCGGACAUCUCAGUCCAGAAAUGUGCAGUGCUGGGAACAGCAAGGAUACUGCGCAGAACCCUCAAGCUUCCUGGCCUCUGGUAGAGGACCCGAGCUGAAUGAGGGACGGACACCACCCGAGGGGUGAGAUGAGGAUUUUUUUUUUUUUUAUAUA
Hippocampus zosterae (dwarf seahorse) is the source of this 1033-nucleotide messenger RNA. RefSeq lists its product as uncharacterized. Bases 103 to 963 code for a protein of 286 amino acids. The record is from RefSeq and is a predicted model, not a curated record. Lineage: Eukaryota; Metazoa; Chordata; Actinopteri; Syngnathiformes; Syngnathidae. The transcript has 2 exons.